Messenger RNA from Rubroshorea leprosula, 3374 nucleotides. The record is from the annotation of a GenBank genome assembly. Lineage: Eukaryota; Viridiplantae; Streptophyta; Magnoliopsida; Malvales; Dipterocarpaceae.
CCGCAAGGCGUACGCUCGCUAGGUGAUGACAGUAAAUAAGAACCGGCCUCUUAAGCGUCCAUUUGAGGAGGCAGAGUGGGAGAAUACGGCCAUAACGUUCAGCCCGUCAGAUUACCAGCGAGCAGGAGAGCCUGACGUCGUGAUGCCUCAUGCGGAUCCUUUUGUAGCAACAGUCCAUAUAGGCAACCAUAACGUCAACAAGGUUUUCAUUGACACUGGGAGCUCGCCUGAUAUCAUGUAUUGGAGCUGCUUUCAAAAAAUGCAGCUGAACCCCAGCUCGUUACAAAAAUAUGAAGGGCCUAUCUAUGGGUUCGACAAUCAACCUGUUCCGGUGGAGGGAGUAAUUACACUUCCCAUUUACGUGGGCUCAGAACCACGCUUCAGGAUGGCUUCAGUCAGCUUCCUGGGGGUAGGAGUGCUGAAGGGGAAUCAGAGGAUGGCCAGGACAUGUUAUCAGGAUACGUUCAAGAAGGUUGAGCUCACUGUAGCCCCUGGAGGAUCUGAAAGUAGUAGGCCGACUCGGCCCGGCCAGCAGACAAUGAGCAUAUCAGACAUUGAGCAUAGACCCGAGGGAGUCGAGCAGAAAGCAGAGCCGGUAGAGCCAAUAGAAACCGUUCCUUUAAACCUUGAUGUGCCGGAAAGAACAGUCAAGAUCGGCACCAAGCUCACAGAAGAAGAGCGAGCAGAGCUUCUGGAGUUUUUGAGGGUCAAUCAAGAUGUGUUCGCGUGGACUACUGACGAAAUGCCUGGCAUCCCAGCGGAGCUGACAGUCCACAAACUCAGUACGGACCCCACCAGAAGACCGGUGUCGAAUGGCAGGUGGAGGAUGUGUAUUGACUUCACCAACCUCAAUGACGCAUGUCCAAAAGACCCUCACCCCUUGCCAAAUGUGGAGAAAUUAGUGGAGCGAGCAGCUGGGCAUGAACGGAUGAGUUUUCUUGACGCCAGCUCGGGCUAUCACCAGGUUCAGUUGCUAUUGGACGAUCAGGAGAAAACAGCUUUCUACGCUGGUGACGCUAUCUAUUGCUAUAUCGGCAGAAACAUAGAAGUGUAUGUGGAUGACAUGAUAGUCACCAGCGUGCGAGCUGAAGACCAUAUAGACGACCUGAGUGAGACCUUUCAAAAUUUGCGCCGAGCCCAAAUGAAGCUGAACCCUCUGAAGUGCACAUUCGUUGUAGAAUCAGGAAAAUUCCUAGGAUACGUGGUAUCCAAGAAAGGAAUUGAAGUGAACCCAGAGAAGGUUUUGGUUGUUCAGCAGAUGGAGCCACCCAAGACUGUAAAGGACGUACAACGCUUGACAGGUCGUAUAGCCGCUUUGCACAGAUUCAUAGCCAGGUCGGCGGAAAGGUGCCUACCGUUUUUCAAAGCCUUGCGAGACCCCAAACACUUUCAAUGGACCGACGAGUGCCAACAGGCGUUUGACGAGCUCAAACGGUAUCUGGCAUCUGCACCCUUGCUGUCUAAACCUGUGGAAGGGGAAAGUUUAUACCUAUACAUAGGGGUUACAGGAGAAGCAGUGAGCUCGGUUUUGCUCAGGGAAGAGAAUAUGAAUCAGAAGCCUAUUUGUUACGUGAGCAAGGUUUUACAAGGUGCAGAGCAGAAUUACCCAUUAGCAGAAAAGGCUGCAUUUGCCUUGGUUUACACAGCUCGUAACGUCGAGUUGAGUGAAUACGACCUCAAAUUUCAGCCACGUACAACCAUAAAGGGCCAGGCCAUCGCGGACUUUCUGGUAGAAUGCAUUUCAGCAACUAAAGAAGAAAAAGCACCUGAGCACCCAGUCUGGGUUUUGUAUAUGGAUGGAGCUGCUAGCAUUGAAGGAUCGGGUGCUGGGGCUGUGUUAGUGGGCCCAGAUGGCUUUAAGUCUGAGCACGCACUGAGGUUUAAAUUUCAAACGACUAAUAACGCUGCAGAAUAUGAAGCCCUCGUUUACGGACUAAAGCUGGCGUCCGAGUUGAGGGUACAAAGCAUUCAAGUGUUCAGCGACUCUCAGCUCGUCGUGGGCCAGGUAAAUGGCAGUUGUGACAUCAGGGAUCCCCAGCUCGGUCGUUAUGCCUCUGUGGUCAACAGACUGAAAUCAGCAUUUGUUCAUUUCCAAAUUGAUAAAAUACCGAGAACGGAUAACCACCGAGCUGACGAGUUGUCAAAGCUGGCCUCUUCGCAAGACCUUAACCCUCAGAGAUCGACAAUUGUCGAGAUACUCGACACGCCGAGCUACACUGAUUCCGGAGUCGAAUGUCAGUUGCUGAGCACAGAUCCCUCCGCACCGAGCUGGACCACCCCGCUGAUAAAAUAUCUGCAAAGUGGUGAGCUGCCUGAAGACCAGUCCGUUGCAAAAUUGGUUAAACGCAGGGCGGCACAUUUCACUUUGUUAGAUAACCAGCUCUACAAGCGAGCAGCCUCAAUGCCCCUAUUACGCUGCCUUACUCCUUAUGAAGCCGAGUACACUGUGAGGGAAGUUCACGAAGGAGUAUGUGGCACACAUAUAGGCGGUAGGACUUUAGCUCGGAAACUCCUGAGGCAUGGGUAUUACUGGCCAACCAUGGUUGAGGACGCGCAGAGCUAUGUCAAAAAGUGCCCGACCUGCCAGUUCAACGCUGAUGAUAUUCACAUGCCAGGGGAAAUGCUUUCGUCUCUCUCGUCUCCCUGGCCUUUUGCUCAAUGGGGUGUCGACCUGCUCGGCCCUUUCAUCAAAGGCAAAGGAGGCUGCACAUUCCUGGUCGUUGCAGUGGAUUACUUCACUAAGUGGAUAGAAGCUAAACCAUUAUCCACAACAACAGAAAGGAAAAUAGAAGAAUUCGUGUUCAAUUCAGUAUUGUGCAACUCGGCCACGGGCGAAACCCCAUUCAGCCUUGCUUAUGGAACUGAAGCCGUCAUCCCGGUGGAAAUCGGAUUGCCCUCUAAUAGAGCAGGUCGGCACGAUGAUGGUGACAACGAGCGACUAUUGAGAGAGAACUUGGACCUUGUGGAAGAGGUCAGGGAGAUGUCUCGAAUGCGAAAUAUGGCGCAUCAGAGUCGUGUGGCAAAAUUUUAUAAUAAAAGGGUUCGAGCUCGCCAGUUUCAGGUCGGCGAUCUAGUCCUACGCAAAGCAGGGCUAACAAACGCUCACUCGCGCAUGGGCAAGCUCGCCCUUAAUUGGGAAGGUCCUUAUAUAGUUAUUUCAGUUAAACGACCUGGGUGUUACCAAUUAGCAGAUGAACAAGGUCGUCCAUUACCAUUCAUUUGGAACAUACAUAACCUUAGAAAGUUUUAUAGUUAACAUAGUGUUCAGGUGGUUAUGGAUCGUUUGUAGAUGAUGAUUUACGGAAAAUUCAAUACAGAAAUUUCCAAAGGAAAGUUUUGAAUUUGCAUUUGAUCAAUAAAUCCAUACACUGAGU